This is a messenger RNA of Penicillium cinerascens, 237 nucleotides long. RefSeq lists its product as uncharacterized. The transcript has a single exon. Lineage: Eukaryota; Fungi; Ascomycota; Eurotiomycetes; Eurotiales; Aspergillaceae. The record is from RefSeq and is a predicted model, not a curated record. Bases 1 to 237 code for a protein of 78 amino acids.
AUGGAAGCAGAUCACCACAGAUCUCACCACAGCUCCAUCCUUGUUCAUAGUUGGUAUCUUGGCAUCUUUUGGUGGAGGAGUUCCGACCGCAGAAGCAAUCCUGAGUUGGACCCAUGGAUGUACAAGGAGCACAAGGACCAGCGUGACACGUUCUAUCACACGGAUGCGGGCAACCUCGACGAGGCCGUGAACAUGUCUGACCACAUGAAUGUGGCGGCAGACCGGCGAGGGAUCUAG